AAGGUCUGAAGUUCGAAUCACUCACCCGCAUUGAUUAAAAAAAAAACCUACAUGAUACAAUGUCUCAACAUGAAAUUGAUGAUAUAGAGCGUGCCAUGCGGCUUUCUCUCUUGGAUCUAUGUCGAAAAGGGAAAAAUAAAAACGAGAAUGAAUCUUCUUACGAUGAGGACGGAGACCUUGCUGAAGCUAUAUUAAGGCAAGCCUUAGAUCUCCAGGAGGCAGCAGCUCUAGUCGUCAGAAGCAAAGGGUUUGUGACGUUUGUGAUGCAAUAUUUCAACAGAUCAAGAGCACUCAUCCACCUGAUCAAACUCCGGUAUGCUCUGAAAUAUGGAACCAAAAAGUUUGUCCUGCUCAUCUACAAGACGGGACUCCGGAAUGCUGUAGCUACAGGAGGCUCAAGACCAAAGAUGUAACAUAUAUAAACCUUGGUGAUGGUCGGCUUAUUUGCGAUGAAUG
Messenger RNA from Prunus avium (sweet cherry), 456 nucleotides. The record is from RefSeq and is a predicted model, not a curated record. NCBI's taxonomy places the organism in Eukaryota, Viridiplantae, Streptophyta, Magnoliopsida, Rosales, Rosaceae.